Ciona intestinalis (vase tunicate) is the source of this 1608-nucleotide messenger RNA. The record is from RefSeq and is a predicted model, not a curated record. NCBI's taxonomy places the organism in Eukaryota, Metazoa, Chordata, Ascidiacea, Phlebobranchia, Cionidae.
AAGGGUCCCGGCUAUUAGGCAAUCGUACUAUGUUAGAUAAUGGGGAAUUGGUGAACGGCAACGUAUGUCAUGUUGCAAAAACAGAAGUAAAGGAUCGAUUGAAUACCAACGGUAUAAAACAUGAUUCAGGUUCUUUAAACAAACGGUCAUUGUGGGAUAGUUGGCUUCGAUCUUACGGAUUGAAACCAAAAGCGGAGACGGCAGAAUGUUACCACGAGUCUUUCAUUCUGCAUGGUUAUCGACCGACGCCGUCCUCGGUCUUAUAUUGCGUGAAGAGUUUAUUCCAUCCAACUAACGAAACACUGAACGUAUGGACACAUCUUAUACCGUUCGUUAUCGCAGCAACCCGGCAUUUCAAAUUCGCAAACGAAAUAAUGACUGAACGAGGAUAUACGGACCCUCUGUUCUAUCCUUACUGGUUUUUCGUGUUAGGUGUCGUAUUGACCUUUUUUGGAAGUUCCCUCGCCCAUACAUUUAACUGCCUCACACCUGGAGCUAGGGAAGCGUGUUUCUGCUGUGAUUAUGGCUGUAUUGCAAUCCAAUGCAUUGGACUUGCCACCUGUUUUACUUUCUACAUUUGCCCUUACACUUGUGUGAUCCCACAUACAGGUUCAUAUCAUUUGGCAUAUUUUGCUAUCAUAGUGGGAAGCAUGAUGGCUGUACCUAUCGUGUGUUAUUCUAGACUGCCAUACGUUCCUUACAGAUACGUGCUGCGAAUAGCUGUAUAUGUGGUCUUGUAUACAUCACUGUGUCUCCCAUGUUUUUACAAGUAUUUAACCUUCACGCCCGAGCCACAGUUUAAAACUUGCGGCAUUGCCAUAAGUGACGAAUCAAGAAGAAAUUUCUUCGAGUUGACCUGUAUUAUGGCACUGAGCGCAACGGUAAAUGGAUUGAGGUUCCCAGAACGUAUUUUACCAGGUUGGUUCGAUAUCGUUGGUCAUUCGCAUCAAAUCUUCCACGUACUUAUAGCUGGGGGGCUUUACUACCAAAACAAAUUCAUUGAAGGAGCGUUGCGUGAAAUAUUAGGACGACUGGACGAAGGGACACUUAGCGUGGACGACCUCAAUAUAACGUGGUACAGCGCUUUUCUAUUUCCAGCAAUGAACGGACUGAUUUCAAUGGUUUUAACCUUCGUUUUUAGCGUGGUACUCUGCCGCCGACAAAACCUACAAUUUGGCGAAAACUGCCAGAAAAACAAAUCAAAAAAAGCUCAAUAGUGUUUCAUUGGUUCAUUUUUUUUGUUGCUAAAAACUGAAUUUAUAUAACUUUACUGACAUCUAUAUUUUUAAUUGGGAAUGUGUAUUUUUGAUACACCAUAUGUUACCUCUUUGUUUUAUUAAUCGUAGCUUGGUGUAUUUCGUUUACUCGCCAAGUUGCGAUAUCUUGUCAUACGUGGUUUUAGUUAAUUUAAAUUAUUUUUAUGUAUUUAUCCAGAAUAGCACUGUGACUAGCUGCUUAUUAAAAUAGACCGUGAAACAUAAACUCGUUAUAUAUGCUUACAAUGUGCUAAUAUAUAGUAGCAAUGUCGAUUUUAUUCUUUGGUUAUCAAAUUUUCUGACUCUUAACUGUGUUAUAUACCGUAAAAGUGAAUAAAACACUGUAUUUCAA